AUGAGAUUCGGCGGAGCCGGGAUGUUUGGACACGGCGGGGGAGGGGGAUUCAAGGAGAAGCGUCCGUUCGGUUCCUGUCGAGGCUUCUCCUUCGAAGGCGACCGAGAGCCGCUCUCGGAGUUGUCGGAGCUGUCCGAGCCGUCCGAGUCGCUGGCCUCGGGAGCGGCAGUGGGCCUGGACUCAGGCUCUUUCUGGGGCGCGACGCCGGACGGUUCCGCAGGAUUGCCCUUGGACCCGCUCGUGCGCGACGGAGACCGCGAGGAGCGCGACGAGGAGGACCGCGAGGAGUUCGACCGCGAAGAUCGAGAGGACGACGACCGCGAAGACCGCGAAGAUCGAGAGGACGACGACCGCGAAGACCGCGAUCUGGAGGAGGCUGACGAACGAGAUCUGGAGGAGCGAGAGGAGACGCUGCGCGAACUCGAGCAGACGGAUCUGGACGAGGAACGGGAGCGAGACGAGGAGGAAAUCGAAUGGGAAGAGCGCGAAGAUCGGGAUCGAGAAGUCGAUCGACUCCGAGAAGAGACGGAUCGCGACGCGGAUGAUCUCGAAACGCGCGAGUCUUCCGACUCGCUGCGCGGUCGAGAAGAAGAGGGAGAUUUCUCCCUCUUCGAAGACUUUCUCUUGGUCUUUGACGAGGAAGACGCCAUAGAGACUGACCGGAGGAGGCUGCAGGACGGGAGGCUCAGGGCCUUUUCAGACAGAAAAAACCCACCAGCAACGGGGCUGCGGCGCGCGCGCGCGCGACGGUUGUUCUGGAAAACGGGACGCGCGGAGAGGGCGCUCUUCGCGGACGCGACAGCACUCGAGACAGACUCGGGAAUGCGUUAA
Messenger RNA from Neospora caninum, 831 nucleotides. RefSeq lists its product as hypothetical. The transcript has 2 exons. The record is from RefSeq and is a predicted model, not a curated record. The coding region runs from base 1 to 831 and encodes 276 amino acids. NCBI's taxonomy places the organism in Eukaryota, Apicomplexa, Conoidasida, Eucoccidiorida, Sarcocystidae.